AUGUUUUCUGUUGGUCAUGAGUCUUUUAGCGGCCAACCAAAUGGACGAGGCGAAUGCGUGGACGCCUUCAUCGUCGCCUUGAAUCGGACAUGCGAUGGAGGAGAACAGCGUUGGUAUGCGUCUACGCUGGAGCUACAGCCCGUGUCGCUGGAGUUUUGUGUGGCGUGCAGACGUGUGCCGACCUCGCACUCAACAAGCACCGUCGGGAGGUUGGUGUCUGGAGUCAGUCGUGCUCCAGUCGUGCGGGCUUAUAGUUUGACGUGGGCACUUUCAAUGGACGUCCUGCUGCAGAGUUGUGCCAUGGAGCUGCAGCGAGGGUCAAAAUAUCGGCGGAGUGGGGGACAUUCAUCUGCAGCAAACCUAGCAUCGAUGUUGUGGCUUCAAAGGCUCAAACGGCUGGUAUUGGAAUUGGAUACGCCCGUGAUCACGGCGUCGUGGCCGGCCUCCCUGCAGCAGCUAUCGUUCGGAUAUAAAUUCAACAAGCCCAUCGCCGACGUCGUGUGGCCGGCCUCCCUGCAGCACCUAUCGUUUGGACUUCGGUUCAACCAACCCAUCGCCAACAUCGUGUGGCCGGCCUCCCUGCAGCACCUAUCGUUCGGAUAUACAUUCAACCAGCCCAUCGCCGAAGCCGUGUGGCCGGCCUCACUGCAGGUGCUAUCGUUUGGAAAUCGGUUCAACCAGCCCAUCACGACUGUUGUGUGGCCGGCCUCCCUGCAGCAGGUUUCAUUAGGACGUAUGCUUGUAUCUAUCGUUCAAGGUGCCAGUACCAUCCAGUGGGGGUGUUGUCACCGCAGAGAAACACCCUGUAAAGGCUUCUUACAAGCAAACUCUCAGCCGUUCAGGUGGCGUCUGUUUGCGGCCUACGCCACUUAUUUAUCGGGUGAGACUGUUUUGGUGAUGUAUUAA
Ectocarpus sp. CCAP 1310/34 is the source of this 906-nucleotide messenger RNA. Lineage: Eukaryota; Phaeophyceae; Ectocarpales; Ectocarpaceae. The record is from the annotation of a GenBank genome assembly.